Triticum turgidum subsp. durum (durum wheat) is the source of this 249-nucleotide messenger RNA. NCBI's taxonomy places the organism in Eukaryota, Viridiplantae, Streptophyta, Magnoliopsida, Poales, Poaceae. The record is from the annotation of a GenBank genome assembly.
AUGAAGGCGUCCUGGAGGUCCUUGCCCAUGGGGGCCGCGCCGGACAUGACCAUGCGGAUGGACGCGAGGUCGGCGGCCGUCACCCGGUCGCUCUUGGCGAUCUCGACGACGAUGGGCGGCACGAAGGGCGCCACGGUGACCGCGUGCGCGCGCACCAGGCGCACCAGCGCGCCGUGGUCGAACUUGCGCAUGAUCACGAUCGCGCACCCGGCGCGCAGCCCCGCCAGCAGCACCGAGUUGAGCGAGUAG